AGCUUCGCCGCCGCCGCCCACCGCCGCCCUCGGUCAUGCCGAAGCACGAGUUCUUUGUAGACAUGACUUGUGAAGGCUGCUCUAACGCAGUCGCUCGGGUCCUCAACAAGCUAGGAGGAGUUGAAUUUGAGAUCGAUCUGCCCAACAAGAAGGUUUGCAUCGACUCUGAGCACAACGUGGACACUCUGCUGGAGACGCUGAAGAAAACAGGGAAGACUGUUACCUACAUCGACCCCAAAUAGCGAGGGCCUGGGUCCCCGGCCCGCAGGAUGGACCAGAGUGGGCAGGACCCUGAUCCUCUCCUGCCUUCCAGACCGAUCUGGAACCUGGCACCCCUGCCCAACGUUGGGAGUUCCUGCGGAGACCCUCCCUAGCUUCCCUGCAAUAAAGUCAAACUGCUUUUGUAAAAAAAAAAAAAAAAA
Molecule: messenger RNA, 422 nt
Organism: Myotis daubentonii (Daubenton's bat)
Lineage: Eukaryota; Metazoa; Chordata; Mammalia; Chiroptera; Vespertilionidae
Product: copper transport protein ATOX1
Biological process (GO): copper ion transport
Cellular component (GO): cytosol
Molecular function (GO): metal ion binding; copper chaperone activity
Source: RefSeq, a predicted model, not a curated record